UUGCUUUGUUCACCUUUGCAGUGCUUUGGGGCCCGAAUGGCGACAUUUACUAGACCGAUAACCUUCCGAAGUACCGGGCCCCACCACGGCUGUCGGGACUUUGAUAACUGAGCAACUUACCUAAAUAGGAAUAGCAUGGUGGGGUCUGGGGUAGGUGCUCCUUAAAAUAGACCUUAGUCCGGUACCUGAAGCCCUUCAGAUGCAUUAGUAGGUACCAAUGCACCUUACCAGCCUACGUAGGGCAGUCUACCUUAUUUCUCGUUUCAUCUUCUUUUUCAAGCACUUGUCCUGAAUUGGAUAUAUCGACCUCUUGCUGACUCAGGACGAGAAUUGCAUCUAGCCAUGGCUUAAUGAGGCUCUUGCGUCAUGAAAUUAGACGUCAUAGGUACCUUGAUGGCCGGAGCUCCAAAAAGGCCGAAAAGGUCAUAAAAAAUUUGAUAACCAUACCUUGUCCGACAUACUUUCUUAUCUACGGGACUCCGACAGCCGCCAGCCCCCUGUGGCUUGAUUUCGCCAUUUUCACGAGAUCUUUCGUCGUUUGCGUAACAAUACAAUAUAUCACCAGCAGGAUUCAGCCACUCCGCCACUGCCGUCCCGUAAUAUACAUCGUAACAUUCAAUCUAGGUACAAGAUUGGACAUGUAUCUAAGUCAGGUACCUAACUACAUGGUAUUGUCGACCUCGACCUCGACCUUGCCCCUGAGCACGCAAUCAGUCUAUAGCGUGCUAUAUUUCUUUUCUAUAUUCUCUUUCGUAUUUAUGUAAUAAUUAAUUAAAUGAUACCAUUCAGCUCUCUUAAGACCGUGGGGCCCUUUUCAAUAUUGCAAACCCCCUAUUUCGAUAUCUGGAAUCGUCGUAGCUCAAUCACACAAAAUCACAACUUAUAUUAUAACAACAUUCCGUUAAUAAUUGGUAUACCCCUUAAUAAGUGGAAUAUAAAUACAGCAACACUGGCUACUUUCUUUCAGGUAGAUAUUUCAGUAAGUCACAGUAUUAUGCUAGUGUCAGGUAUUUCUUGAAUUGACUAGCCAAUAAACCCGAACCCUCCUUGUCGUAUGCUACGUUAUGAACUACGUUUAAUAUACAUUAAGUAUAUUUGACAUGUACCUAAUGAAAACUCUUUCGUGGAGGGUAUAGUUGGUAUAAUAGGUGCUUUGAUUCUAUAACCACUAUGCGAUAUAUGAGGUCGACGGAUGAUGCCAUUAUUUAAAAUAAGAGAAACUAGUCUUCACUAAGUUUCAAACUCAAGUCGAGAC
Daldinia caldariorum is the source of this 1255-nucleotide messenger RNA. RefSeq lists its product as uncharacterized. The transcript has a single exon. NCBI's taxonomy places the organism in Eukaryota, Fungi, Ascomycota, Sordariomycetes, Xylariales, Hypoxylaceae. Bases 351 to 764 code for a protein of 137 amino acids. The record is from RefSeq and is a predicted model, not a curated record.